AUGGAUUUGUUAAGUCGAUUAACCGAAUUGGAUAAGAAUAUUUUACGAAAAUCGUGGAGUGUUGUAAGCAGGGAUAAAGAAGCGUUGGCCACUGAUAUUUUUCAAAUGAUCUUUGAACAAGCACCUGAUGCAAAACUCAUGUUCAGCUUCAUGCUCAAAGAGAAAAAGGAUGAUCUUUCAAAACCGAGCUCUGAGUUCACUUUCCAUGCACUUCGAUUUAUACAGAUCAUCGAAUCAACAGUGACAUUCUUGGAAACUCCCGAGAAAGUCGAUCCAUUGUUGUUGAAUUUGGGGAAAUUGCAUGCAAGACACGAAGAACAAUUGGGUUUUCGAUCUCACUAUUGGAGUGUCUUCAAGGAAUGCACUCUUUUUCAUUUCCGCAAAUCGAUUCGAGCCGACAAAAGAUUAAACAAAAGAACGAUGGAUUCAAGAGAGAUCGAUUCAGCGAUAAUCCUCUGGAGAGAAGUUCUCACAUUCAUUGUCGAUCGAAUGAAUCAAGGACUCGAGGCAAAUGGAUUAAUAAGAAAGGCAAACAAAGAUCUAUUAGCCGAACAACGAGACCGAGAUGAGAAUGGAUCUCCAUAUGGUUCACUCUCAUCCGGUUGGUCUGGAGCCACAGAGAAAUCGAUUACACAGAUCUCUCAUAUGUUGCGUCGAACCGAAUUGAGUGCGAUUGUUCCUGAAUAUUUCCUUCGUCGACGAUCCGAUGGAUCAAUUCACGAUGAAGUGUUUUCA
Messenger RNA from Mesorhabditis belari, 735 nucleotides. The record is from the annotation of a GenBank genome assembly. Lineage: Eukaryota; Metazoa; Nematoda; Chromadorea; Rhabditida; Rhabditidae.